GCCCUAGCCACUGGAGUCGAUUCCGUGGGGAAUUGGGGCUCGGCCGCCGCCACCGAGGUCAGCCUUUCGGCGCGGGACUCUAGGCACGACGGGGACCAUGUAAGCAGCUGUCUUCCAGAAGGCCACUCGGGCAUGGACACCUCCUUCCACACCUGCAGGAGCACAGGUGGUAGUGUAAUCACCCUGUCACAAAACUGCUAAGGCCGUCUCAGGGACGUGUACGCCAGGAGAGGAAGGCGGUGUCUACGGGCCACCUAGCCAUGCCUUUUGGUCUGAAGCUCCGCCGGACACGGCGCUACAACGUCUUAAGCAAGAACUGCUUUGUCACCCGGAUUCGCCUGUUGGACAGCAAUGUUAUCGAGUGUACUCUGUCGGUGGAAAGCACAGGGCAAGAGUGCCUGGAGGCUGUGGCCCAGAGGCUGGAACUGCGAGAGACACACUACUUCGGCCUUUGGUUUCUCAGCAAGAGCCAGCAAGCACGAUGGGUGGAGCUGGAGAAACCUCUGAAGAAACAUCUGGACAAAUUUGCUAAUGAGCCUCUGCUUUUCUUCGGAGUCAUGUUCUAUGUGCCAAAUGUGUCAUGGCUUCAGCAAGAGGCCACAAGAUAUCAGUAUUACCUGCAAGUCAAAAAAGACGUGCUCGAAGGGCGAUUACGGUGUACACUGGAACAGGUGAUUCGGUUGGCCGGCCUAGCUGUGCAAGCUGAUUUUGGAGACUAUAAUCAGUUUGAUUCUCAAGAUUUCCUCAGAGAGUAUGUCCUGUUUCCCAUGGAUUUGGCUCUAGAAGAGGCAGUUCUGGAGGAGCUGACGCAGAAGGUGGCCCAAGAGCACAAAGCCCACAGUGGAAUCCUGCCAGCGGAAGCCGAGCUUAUGUACAUCAAUGAAGUGGAGCGUUUGGAUGGAUUUGGACAGGAAAUCUUCCCCGUGAAGGACAGUCACGGGAAUGGUGUGCACCUUGGCAUUUUCUUUAUGGGGAUUUUCGUGAGAAACAGAAUUGGAAGACAAGCAGUAAUAUACAGGUGGAAUGAUAUUGGGAAUAUCACAAACAACAAGUCGACUAUUCUGGUAGAGCUCAUCAACAAAGAAGAGACAGCUCUCUUUCACACGGAUGAUAUUGAAAAUGCCAAGUACAUUUCCCGGUUGUUCACUACACGGCACAAGUUUUACAAACAAAACAAAAUCUGCACCGAACAAUCAAAUUCUCCACCUCCCAUCAGACGCCAGCCCACCUGGAGCCGGUCCUCUCUGCCCAGGCAGCAGCCGUACAUCCUGCCUCCCAUGCACGUCCAGUGUGGUGAGCACUACUCGGAAACACACACGUCACAAGACAGCAUUUUCCAUGGCAACGAAGAAGCCUUGUAUUGCAACUCUCACAACAGCCUGGACUUAAAUUACUUGAAUGGCACCGUCACCAAUGGCAGCGUGUGCAGCGUUCACAGUGUCAACUCCCUCAAUUGCUCGCAGAGUUUCAUCCAGGCUUCUCCUGUGUCUUCCAACCUCAGUAUCCCUGGGAGUGACAUCAUGCGGGCAGACUACAUCCCAAGCCACCGGCAUAGCGCGAUCAUUGUGCCCUCAUACAGGCCGACCCCUGAUUAUGACACAGUCAUGCGGCAGAUGAAGAGGGGGAUCGUGCACACGGACAGCCAGAGCCAGUCUCUGCGGAACCUCAACAUCAUCAAUACCCAUGCCUACAACCAGCCGGAGGACCUGGUGUACAGCCAACCAGAGAUGCGGGAGAGGCACCCCUAUACUGUCCCGUAUGGGCCACAGGGAGGCUAUGGUAACAAACUUGUCAGUCCUUCUGACCAGACAAACCCAAAGAAUAACAUGGUGCCAAGCAAGCCAGGGGCAAGUGCCAUCUCACACACUGUGAGCACCCCGGAGUUGGCCAACAUGCAGCUGCAAGGUGGCCAUAACUACAACACAGCGCAUAUGCUCAAGAACUAUCUCUUCAGGCCUCCGCCCCCCUACCCACGGCCUCGUCCAGCCACCAGCACCCCAGACCUCGCCAGCCACCGCCACAAGUAUGUCAGUGGCAGUAGCCCCGACCUGGUGACACGGAAGGUGCAGCUCUCAGUGAAAACUUUCCAAGAGGACAGCUCCCCGGUGGUGCAUCAGUCCCUCCAGGAAGUGAGCGAACCUCUCACGGCCACCAAGCACCAUGGCCCGGCGAACAAGAGGCAUAGCCUGGAGGUGAUGAGCAGCAUGGUGCGCGGCAUGGAGGCCAUGACACUCAAGUCACUCAACAUCCCUGUGGCUCGCCGGAACACUCUGCGGGAGCAGGGGCCCCCAGAGGAGGGCCCCGGGAGCCAUGAGCUCCGCCAGCUGCCUCAGUAUCACCAUAAGAAGACGCUCUCUGAUGCCACAAUGCUGAUCCACAGCAGUGAGAGCGAGGAGGAGGAGGAGGAGGAAGCUCCAGAACCAGUGUCCCAGAUCCCUGGUCUCCGUGAGAAGAUGGAGUACAGCGCCCAGCUGCAGGCAGCAUUGGCCCGGAUUCCCAACAAGCCCCCACCAGAGUACCCUGGACCAAGGAAAAGUGUGAGCAAUGGGGCACUGAGGCAGGAGCAGGUGAGCCUUCCCCCUGCUGUCGCCAGAGCCCGGGUGCUGCGGCACGGGCCAGCCAAGGCCAUCAGUGUCUCCCGGGCAGACCAGCUGGCUGUCAAUGGGCCUUCCCUAGGUCCAUCCAUCUCGGAACCGGACCUGACAAGUGUGAAGGAGCGGGUCAAAAAAGAGCCUGUGAAGGAGAGGCCUGUGUCAGAAAUGUUUUCCCUGGAGGACAGCAUUAUAGAGAGAGAGAUGAUGAUUAGGAAUCUAGAGAAGCAGAAGAUGGCAGGCCUGGAGGCACAGAAGAGGCCGCUGAUGUUGGCAGCCUUGAAUGGGCUCUCGGUGGCUCGGGUCUCGGGGCGGGAAGAGAAUCGAGUUGAUGCCACCCGGAUUCCCAUGGAUGAGAGGUUCAGAACCCUGAAGAAGAAGCUAGAAGAGGGAAUGGUGUUUACAGAAUAUGAGCAAAUUCCAAAGAAGAAAGCAAAUGGCAUUUUCAGCACAGCAGCCCUGCCAGAAAAUGCUGAGCGCAGCCGCAUCCGCGAAGUUGUCCCGUACGAGGAGAAUAGAGUAGAGCUGAUACCAACCAAAGAAAACAACACGGGAUAUAUUAAUGCCUCCCAUAUCAAGGUGGUGGUUGGUGGGGCAGAAUGGCAUUACAUAGCCACUCAGGGUCCCCUGCCACACACGUGCCAUGACUUCUGGCAGAUGGUGUGGGAGCAAGGAGUGAAUGUGAUCGCCAUGGUCACCGCAGAGGAGGAGGGUGGACGAACCAAAAGUCACCGAUACUGGCCCAAACUGGGUUCCAAGCACAGCUCAGCUACCUAUGGCAAGUUCAAGGUCACCACAAAGUUCCGAACAGAUUCUGGUUGCUAUGCAACCACAGGUUUGAAGGUCAAGCACCUUUUGUCUGGGCAGGAAAGGACGGUGUGGCAUUUACAAUAUACUGACUGGCCGGAUCAUGGCUGCCCAGAGGAUGUGCAAGGAUUUUUGUCUUACUUGGAGGAGAUCCAGUCGGUCCGUCGCCAUACUAACAGCAUGCUGGAAGGCCCCAGGAACCAGCACCCCCCCAUCGUGGUCCACUGCAGUGCCGGCGUGGGGAGGACCGGCGUGGUUAUUCUUUCUGAGCUGAUGAUCUACUGCCUGGAGCAUAAUGAAAAGGUGGAAGUGCCCAUGAUGUUGAGGCUCCUCCGGGAGCAAAGGAUGUUCAUGAUCCAGACGAUUGCUCAGUACAAGUUUGUCUACCAAGUGCUCAUCCAGUUCCUCCAAAACUCCAGACUCAUUUAACCUCCUCGAUCCAGCUCCUGGAAGAGGGACCCAGCUCUAUCGUGCAGAUAGACAACUCCAGACAACAUCUGCUCCCCCAGCAGGGGCAGAUGGCUGGCAGCAGGCGGGCUGCAGAAGCCAAGAUGAUUGACAAACAUCAUGUAUUAUUUUAUAUGAGAUAAUUUAUUUUUUUUCCUUUGAAAUAACUUUUGUGAAUUAUUAUAAUGCAGUUUUCACUAUGAUCUAGUGCUUUUCCUUUGAACCACAUUUUGACUGAUCUGCAUUGUAGUACGUGGCAGGAAGGUUGCCAGAUGGGUCGUGUUGGAGACAGAGGCAUAAGGGAACACAUCUCUCAUGAAGUCCCAGCCAGAUUUGUAACCAACCCUGAAAUUUGUCAGCUUAAUAGCUCCUGUCCAAAUCAAAGACGGCAAGAAAAGGAGUUCAUCCUGAAGUGUAAAAAGGCCAAGACCCUUUCCUUGAAGGAAAGUCACCAUUCUCGUAUACUCGAGGGCUCAUGAGGCUUACAGUCACUUCCCUUCCUUCCUCCUUUCUACCCUCAUAUUCAGUAAUCGCUCCCACCUCCACCCGACCCCCCCCCCCCCAAGCUUGAGUUAAAUACAGGAACAGCUAGAGAAAACGCUGCCUUUAUGUGCAGUAACUGCCGUCUUUCGGGCCGUAUGAGAAGCUCUGUGCACUUUCUCAACACCCCUCCUUAUUCUGGGCUCCAGGGGACUAUUUACCUCAUCUCUUUUGCUCAAUUAACUCCAGCCUAAGGGCCAUGAGGCCUUGGGCCAGGCUGCUGGGAAGCUAGGAUACUUGCCCGAUUGAGAGGAUAAUGGAACAGAGUGGGAAGAGAGAAGAGUUGGGGAGGGCCUUGAAAUGGUUUAUUUAAUUAUGAUGUAUAUGCUUAAUGAGAACCUGAAGGUUGAGAUGCUGGAUGUGUUCCCCUUUUCCAUCAAUUACUAAGUUAUUGGAAAGGGUAUAAAGGACACACUUGGGGAACCUGAUUUGGGGGACCUGUUUGGAACUUAGGUAGCAGGGGCCCUGGCCAGGAAAUCCCACAAAGCGUGACUAUCAUCUCUAGGCUUUGGCCUAUCAGAGUAGACUUAAUCUCAUUCUGAACCCUGUAGUCCCAAUCUUGGCCCACAUGAUGGAAAAAAGUCAAACUUUCUCUUUCACAAAAUCCUUUGUGGUUUCCUUUUCUCCUUCUAACCCACUCGGGUCAGUGAUGGUCUUAGCUGCCCUCAAUUUGAAGCUCAGUUCUUAGUUUCUUGUCCAUUGGUCAGUGUCCUCCUGAAUUUCUUAGGUGAAUACACAAGAAUGACAUGCCACAGAUGGCCUCUCUUGCUGAUUGUGGGGGUUUUCCUUUCUACAUCUAGUUUUUCUCAGACACACCUUUGAUAUGUGUCUGUGGGUGUGUGGUGAUGGGAAGUCACAAAGGCUCACUCUUCUGAUUGAGUCGAUGGGGUUCUCUUUGUCUUUUCAGCUCAGGAAAAAAGCAGCCCUAGAGGAAGGCAUAUGGAAUGAGUGUAGCACAAAAAUACAAUGAAAUGUUCCUUUCUCCAUGUCAUUUUUUUCUUGGAUACACCUUUGUGAUGGAGGUUUUGUUGUUAGAACUGCAGGUGGUCCCUAUUCCUUCCUUCUUUGCUGCCUUUAUUUGCCCCUGAAUAAUAAAGACAAAGAAUGGCAUCAGCUGGACCAAAACGAGAGGGCCUGUGUGACAUCCCACCAUCUCACCGAAGUGUAUGCAAGCAGAUUCGCCAUUAACUCCUUUGGAAUAUAAUCAACCCAGUUUCAGAGCUGGCCAGAUAGUCAUUUCCUUAGAGAGUUUUCAUCCUGGGGGUACUCUACUAAGGAUAUCUUAACAGGUGGUCUCAGUUGCUGGUUUACUGCAUAAUUAACAUCAAUAUUGAUUUUUCAUCUCUAAGCCCCAACGUGAGCACUGUUAAGAUGCCUCAUGUGGGCAGCGUAGACCCGGCACCUCUUUGAGCUCAUCACUCAUGAACUUGCUCUAAACCCAUCCAUUAUUCCCACCUUAUGCUUCAGAAAGAUUCUUUAAUGCAUGAAAUGUCCUAGUCAAAGUUUAUGUUGAAACCCACCGGAAAACAUGCAAAAGUUACCUCACAUUAUUUCAUCUUUUAAAACAAAUGCUUUUGGUUCUUUAGCACAUUUUGCAUUCCUUUUCACAUCUCCAGUAAAUGCCAACAUAUCUCCUGUUAAAUUAGCAGCAGCCAUUUAAGUCCUUUCAGUGGCAUCUGCAUAAUAAUUGCCCAGAGAUGCUUUAUAUCUGGGAAGCAAGCCAAGGAAUAAACCUUGAAGCAAAGUGUAUUAAAUUAGUUAUCUAGUUAGAGCUUUUGGAAUGAUUUCCUGAUGAUGUAUCAAGUCUGAAGCUAGAGCUGUCAGAGUCUAUUGCUGCAGUUUGGAUUUAAAGGGAGAACAUUUUGAAAUGGAGGGGAAGAAAGAGACCAUCUCAUACACACACACACACACACACACAUACACACACACACACCAAACAUUUUCCAGCCUCUGGUUUGAAGUUUUCCAGUUGAAAUGUUCGGUCUCUUUCAUCCGCACUCACUGCGAUACACUGACCCGACAUGCUUGUCCUUGUUUACUGUGGUCCCUGGGUCAUGGGGGCUGAAUUUGAUGUCUUUAUCCUUGAGAUAAGAGGAGAUGAGCCUGCUGGCAAAGCAGAGGUGUCCUGCUGGACUUUAUUGGGUUUAGCUGGGUUCGAAGGCGGUGCCACCUGGUAGUAAGAGUCUCUGGUAGCAUUUACAGAUAGCAUUUCCAUACAUAUUACAUACCUCUGUCCCUAGAUGAGAAACUACGGAUUUAGCUGCAUUAAGAGAUGUUGGACAUAGAUUUCUUUAUAUGAGAGUAAUGAUGAAUGAGCCAUUCUGCUGAGCUGGAGUUGAACAAGAGCAGGGAAGGUGAAGAUGCCACCCUGUGGAAUAUUUUACAUAAAAAGCUUUCAGGGAGCUCAGAUUAGGAGAAUUAUAUUUUUACUAACUUAGUGGGUCAAGAUUAAGGAGAACCACUUUAUUUUAAUUAAGCUGUUGUUUGCCUAAGGGUUGGCUAUUUCUGGCAUCCUCCAGCAGACUGGAUAGAAGGACUCUGUAGACUGCAAGGGGCAGGCCCUGUGGGACUUCAUCGCUGGCUAAUACUUAACCUUUCUACUUCUCUCAGCUUCUGGUUUUCCAUUGUCAGUUCCAGUAGGCACAGUAGGUCCGCAUUUUUAUUUAGUUCUUUUCCUUAUCUUCUAGCUUAAUGGAGAUGGACCCAUAGGAAAUUUCCAAUAAUUGAGCAUAUUUUCCUGUGAGUACAGAAAAUUCAUGUGGUUCAACCUCAUAUGCAGUUGGUUUUUCCUCCUGACAUGGUAUGGAUCCCAAUGCCAUGGUAUGGAUCCAAAUAAAUGUUAAUGAACACACAGCAUGUGCAGUAGGCGCCUGGGCUUUCUCUGAACCUGCCGUCUUGCCACCUACCUACUUUUCUCUGUCAACCAGUUGUGACCUUUGGACCUUACUCCAUGUGUAGGCCAUCUCCUAGGUUUGGAAAUUGCUUUUAGCAAAGGUGAGUGUCCAUUCUGAUAGGCUGGAUUGGCCAUCAGGCACAUCCCUAAGGGGUUUUAGCUGCUGUUCUUUCUUGCUGUAUAAUCUGUAUUAGCUGACUGCAGGCCACUCACUGGGGAACACGCCUGGGUCCCAAAUGUGUCCUUGGUCAAAAAGCAAAAUAUGUGUUCUCAUUCUCUCUCUCUCACUCCCAAUGGUAAGUUUGAUGAUAAAGGCGAGUAUAGUUUUAGGGAAGACAUGUCAAUACUUGAGGUGAGGUGGGAUAGAGUAUUCCAGCUGUGUAACAAGGAGCAUAAGUUCCAGGGAUGGGACUGGGUCAGGCCCACGUUGGUAUUCAUCUGCUCUUCCUUCCUUCUGUGUCAGGAAUAACUCUGUUGGGUCCCUAGAGUAAAGAAUUUCCAGAAACAUCAACUAUUUACUAUUGGGCUCUUACGGUGGCCCUUUGUGGGAACGCAGCUUCCCCAUGUUUUGCCAAAGAUUCUUCUGGUACCUUGUUAUAUUUUAUUGCCAGUGGGUUUUAUCAGUCACUAUGCUCUUACUGAUUUGUAUUUUAACUUUAAAAAAAAAAAAUUUGCUACAGGUGCAAGUACUUGCUGGGGGUGAUGGGCAAAGAAGCAUUCCCACACGGGGGUUAGUCACACCACAGUCCCUUCUCUUCUGAUUCUCUUUUCAGGAUUUUGGGCACACGCACACACACAGAGAGAGAGAGAGAAUUUUUUUCAAGCACUCUGCACUCUGG
Molecule: messenger RNA, 8117 nt
Organism: Tupaia belangeri chinensis (Chinese tree shrew)
Lineage: Eukaryota; Metazoa; Chordata; Mammalia; Scandentia; Tupaiidae
Gene: PTPN14
Product: protein tyrosine phosphatase non-receptor type 14
Exons: 19
Coding region: 261-3827 (1188 amino acids)
Biological process (GO): protein dephosphorylation; lymphangiogenesis
Cellular component (GO): cytoplasm; cytoskeleton
Molecular function (GO): protein tyrosine phosphatase activity
Source: RefSeq, a predicted model, not a curated record